Messenger RNA from Magallana angulata, 5173 nucleotides. Its product is annotated as mediator of RNA polymerase II transcription subunit 14-like. The coding region runs from base 174 to 4499 and encodes 1441 amino acids. Gene Ontology annotation, molecular function: transcription coregulator activity. The record is from RefSeq and is a predicted model, not a curated record. The transcript has 38 exons. NCBI's taxonomy places the organism in Eukaryota, Metazoa, Mollusca, Bivalvia, Ostreida, Ostreidae. Gene Ontology annotation, cellular component: mediator complex; core mediator complex. Gene Ontology annotation, biological process: regulation of transcription by RNA polymerase II.
AGGGCAGAUAACUCCAAUUCUAAAAUGGCGUUGUGUAUUGCCGCAUUUUCUGAUUUGACUGUAUAAUUUGUGAACAACAUUGUCAUAAUGGAUCUCUGAUUGAUGACGAGAAAAUUUUAUCUCCAGACAAUGAGAUUUCAUCUUUUAGUUUGAAUGAUUAGACAUUAACAGAGAUGCCCCCAAUCAUUGACCCCCACAUUGGGAUGAGCGGAGGGGCCCCAGGAGGGGGAACAAUUCCCCUGGCUACCCUCAUUGACUACAUAGUACAGAGAACCUACCAUGAACUAUCAGUGCUGUCUGAACUGCUUCCACGUAAAACAGACAUGGAGAGAAAAGUGGAGAUAGUUCAGUUUGCCAGCAGAACCAGACAGCUGUUUAUCCGCUUACUGGCCCUGGUCAAGUGGGCAAGCAGUGCCACAAAAGUGGACAAGUGUUCAGAGAUCUGUAAUUUCCUGGAGCAGCAGUCCAUGUGGUUCGUGGAGACUGCUGACAUGUUGGCUAAGAUGGCCAGAGAGACCCUGGUCAAUGCCAGACUGCCAACGUUCUCACUGCCGUGUGCCAUAGAUGUGCUGACCCUUGGAAGUUAUCCAAGGCUGCCCUCCUGUAUUAGGGACAAGAUAGUGCCACCAGACGCCAUCACUCCGGCAGAGAAAAGACAGACCCUGCAGAGGUUAACACAGGUCAUACAGUAUAGACUGGUGGCCACUGAUCUCCCCCCACAGAUGAGGAAACUCAAAGUGGAAAAUGGUAGAGUGAAGUUUAAUGUUGAACAUGAAUUUGAGGCAACCUUGACCUUGAUGGGAGACAGUCCCAAGAUUCCCUGGAGAUUGCUGGACAUCACUCUGUUAGUGGAGGAUCCAGAAACUGGUGACGGGAAGUCGCUGGUUCACUCCUUACAGAUCAACUAUAUCCACCAGCUGGUCCAGUCACGGCUGAUGGACAAUGAACGACCCCUGCAUGACCUCUACAGAUUAUUACAUACAUUCUGCCUGUCUCUACAGCUGGAGGUCCUAUACUCUCAGACCCAGCGCCUGAUCAAGGAUCGUAUGGGGGACAGCAUCUGUGUGGAGAAAUACGACAUCGGCAAAUGUCUGUCCCUGUCUUACUGGAGGGAUCCCAACAGAAGAGACAGAUCACAGGAUGCUCUAUUGUUCCGGCUGAGCGUGCAUGUUGCUGAGGAUGACGAUGGCCGGCCCCUACAGAUCAGUCACUUCCCGUCCAUGUCCCCCGAGGAGAGCAGCAAGGUGGGGCAGGCCAUCAAGAGCAACCACCUGUCCAUGGAGAGACUGCUCAUACAGACCAUCGAGGUCCGCGGCCUCGCCAAGCUCAAGGACCUAGCUAAGGAUCUACAAAGGUUUACAGAGGGAGCUUGUGAGAUACGGGACCUACCUAUCGCCCUCCAUGUGCCCCUGUUGGAGCCCAGCAUGGACUCGGAGAAGCUGAGGGUAAUGGUGGACUGUCAGAGGGGGAACCUGCUGGCAUCUGUACCAACCUCCAAAGAUUUACAAGAGGUGGAUGAAUUAGAAGAUGCUCUGAAUGGUGACCGGAAAAAUCUGGACAGACUGGUCAGGAAUCUCAGGCUUCGGCUGUGUGUGAUGAGGUGUGAGAAAUCCUCCCAGUACCUGCCCACCAUCUGUCAGAAGCACCUGCCAUUCAUCAACCUGACCAAUCACCCGCUGGAAAAGUUAAGCAAGUCCCGCCUCUACAUCAGGGUUCCCAAACAGUCCGCCUUCUACCUAGUAGUGGAGCUGGUAGAGGGAGACACCACUGUGGACUACCAGUACCACCUCCUGGACACCACGCAGUGCACUUCAGACGGCUCAGAGAUAGACAUCAGCGAGGACCCGUGCCCCAAGCUGUACCUGAGGGCGGGACGUCUCAUCCCCCUCGAUGUCAACUCCUUCAUCCACGGCCCCUACACCAAGCUAUAUGAUGAGCAAGAACAAAGCAAUAUAGAAAGCAAGAGAAGAAAAAGAAAGAUCAUGCUGGGAGAACUACGAGAGCCGGCAGUCAAGAAAACCAAAGGACAGCCGUACUUCACUCCCGAGCUGGCCUACAUCCUGGCAAGUUGUGAGGAGAGGAUCCCUCUGGUCAACCUGGGGCUAGAGUUUGAGAAGAAUGGAGUGGUGCAUAAUGGAGUACAGGCCGACUGUGAGGGAACCUGCUUCUGUCUCUCUAUCCUCAGCAUGCCUGAUGUGGAUGGCCUUAGUGAAGAAAUGUGUACAAAAAUCAACAACCUGCUCCUGUCACUCAAAGUCAGAAUCCUGAGUAAACCAAUGAGAAACUGGAUUGUAGAGUUUCUGUUUUCUAAGCCUGUUUUAGAAAGUUCCAAUAAGAAAGAGCAAGGUCCAGUACAGCGAGUCCACAUCAUGAUGGAGCUCAACAUUGACAACCUUAAGAAGGUGGUCAAGGACAUCCUGGACGAGUGGGCAGGGAUCUGUCACCUGUACAGCAUUGUCCACGAGUUCGCCCAAAUGUACUCAGAUGUCAGAACAGAGCUCAGAAACACUGUAGAAAUAUACUCAUAUGACUAUCGUAAACUCUCAAUGAUAUAUGGACCCAACCAAACAAGUCUGAUAAACAUUCAGUGGAAGGGGGAUGCCAAACAGUUCAAUGUAUCGCUAGGAACUGUGGGUAAUUCAUCAACAGUGAACCCCCACACCGUGCUCCUGUCCCAGUACCAGAGGGAGCUCAACCACACCCGCUCCCUGGCCCAGAUCUGUCAGGUUCUGCAUGAGACCUGGGCCCCAAUGAUGUCCAUCAACAAACUGAACAUGUCUCUGGUUCAAGCCGCUGCUACGAAUACGAAGCAGCCCAUGCAGAGCUUUACUGUGAUUCCACAGUCCACCACACACGUACGGAUCGCAUUCAGAAACAUCUCUUGUAUUGAUGUACAUUUCCGUAGCAACAAGAUUGUUUCCGUUAGAGACGGGGCCUACAGUCUGUUUGAUAACAGUAAGGCAGUGGAUGGAUUUAGCCCCACCUCCAUGUUCAAGCAUUUCCUGAACAAGUACGUGGAUGAUGCCAUCACGGGCAGACACACCCACAGAAUGUCCACCACAGAGGACGACAACCCCCCCUCCCCGAUGGACUCCAUCGACAUCUUUAGCCUGUCCUCCCAGACCCCCUCCACGGGGUCCCCUGCCUCCAGACAGCGGGGGGAGACCGGUCUAAGGUUCCCGAUGACCCCUCCCUCCAACCCCCACACCCCCGCCUCCCCUAGUGCUGCCAGAAUGUCCGGGGUGACCCCCUCACCCUCCACAGCGCUGAUAGGUACUCCCUCCCCAGGGACCCUGCUUAACGUCGGGUCGCCUGGUAACCCACAGCUCCAUGUUCCCUCCCCGGGAUCCAGUGCUUUUGUCCCAGCCCCCUCCCCCCAGUCGCUUGGAAUUCACAUGCCAAGUCCCGCCUCAGGAUUCAUGGGGCCACAGGGCCUGGACGUGGGGUCCCCAUUCACAAGUGCUAGCCUUGCCAUGCCAUCCCCUGUACAGAGGAACUGGCCUAACUCCCCCUCAGUGGCUGGCCCCUCCCCGGCCUCACGACACACUGCCCACUCACCGGGAAACCCCGCCCUCCACUCCCCGCAGACACAGGCCAAGGACGGGGAUCACAGCAAAGCUGCAAUGAUAAGCCACACAACAAGAAUGCUGCCACAGCGAGCUUGGGCUGCCUCCAUUCCAACCCUUCUUUCCCAUGAUGCAUUUGACACCCUCCUGACCCCGAAUCGACCUCAGGGCCUCCCGUACACUGUGUCGUUGUCCCCGCUGGAGAGGUUUCUGGGAAGUGUGUACCUGAGGAGGAAUCUACCUCGACUUAUUCAGUCCGAGUCGCUGACUCCAUUACGCUCCACAGACCCAAACAUCACCUCAUUCAAAGUCGAGACCCUCCAGUUCCAUGUGACCUUCAGCAACAACCUGCAGAGUCUCCACAUGAAUGUCCAACCUGUACCAGAACACAGAGAUCAGUGGAGCGUGGAGGUGUUAAACAUUAUUCAGCAGUACUUUGAUUCCAAGGUUGCUUGCCCGCCCUACAAAGUGAACGCACUGAGAGCGUUCUGUAGAAUUCUAGAUACUCCCAUCAGGAUCCUCAAAGACUGUGUACAGAUGAUGAGACUGGAGCUGAUGGGUCCGAACCAGUCCGGUAACAUGAAGUGGUCCAUGCAGUGGUGCCUGACCGUCCCACCUCACGCCGCCUUUGUGGCCCCAGCCGGAACCGCUGCUGUAGCCAAGAACAAACAGAUCAAGAUGCUGCUCAUGCUCCAGUUCACUAGGGCCAACAUCCAGCCCCCCGCGGGACAGGACCCUCAGUCUAUCAUCGUCCCCCUGCUGUACGACAUCAGCGCUAACACCAUCCAACACAUGGAGCCGGUCAGGGGUCAGCCACAGACCCCCGCCUACAUGGCCGUCUCACAGCUGCUCCAGAACUUCUACCACCCCCAGAGCGCCGAGUGUAUCCUGUUCCCGGCCGUCCAACACAUCAUGGCCAAUCUCAACCUGUAACUCCGUAAACUCCCAGGAAUUGAAACAAUCUCAAACUGUAUCUCUGAAAACUCACAAACAACUGGAACAAUCUCAACCUGUAGCUGGGUUAAAUUACAGGGGGCUGAAACAACCUCAGUUUAAAUCUUAGUGAACUCACAAGAGACUCGAGCAGUCUCAAAGUACUGGAACAAUCUCAACUAAUAGCUCAGUAAACUCACAUGGACUGAAACAAUCUCAACUUAUAGCUACAUAAACUCAGAGAGGAUGUGAAGUCCUUUAGCAUUUCUUUGCCCGACUAUCUGAAAUUCUACCAAGAAAUAAUGUUGUGUUUGAAUUGCUCUAGACUGGAUGGAUGAACCAUCAGAAUUCUUCUGAAGUCAUUCAAAACACAAUCGAUUGUCACUGAUUAAUGUACUAUGAGGGAGCAAUGGUUUGGUAAACAUGUAUUUGACACCACUUUGUGUUUUAAUGGACAAUAUCAAUGAUAGGAAAUCUUCACUUAAUGUGAUGAAAUUUGUUGGUGUAAAUGUAUCAAAGUAGUUUCUUAGGACAGUGGAAUGUCCUAAUUCCUGUCUGAUAGCAUUAUAGGAAUUGUAAAUAAAUAUUUAUGAAUUCAGUACAAAUGUACUUAAAUCAUGAUCAUGAUCAGUUUGUUUGAAAUGUUUGUACAGGUACAUUGACUGUAUGUAUAG